Apiotrichum porosum is the source of this 2415-nucleotide messenger RNA. RefSeq lists its product as uncharacterized. The coding region runs from base 1 to 2415 and encodes 804 amino acids. The transcript is spliced from 3 exons. NCBI's taxonomy places the organism in Eukaryota, Fungi, Basidiomycota, Tremellomycetes, Trichosporonales, Trichosporonaceae. The record is from RefSeq and is a predicted model, not a curated record.
AUGAAGCGGUGGAAACUCGCUUCAGCCAGCCCCCCGCCGCCCAGUCCCUGGCGGUGGGACAUUGGUGGACCCAUCACAGACUUCUGCGAGGAUGGCAUCGAGGCAGGCCCGUCAUCUUGUGCUGCGCCGGCAGUAGACGCCGUCAGCAGCGUAUCGCGUCCCAACCGUCGACGACGCCUGUCGCCAUUCGGCGCAUUCACCGCCGCCCUCGCACUGUCUCUCCCACUCGUCCCACUCGCAUCAGCUGGUCCGGUACCAGUGACAAGAGCUGAACCAGGAGACACGGCACUGUCUGAACUGCCAGCACCCACCGGGUUUUCAAUAACAACACCAACAACAACACCCAUCCCCGAUCCAGCCCCCACGCUUGAUCCUCGACGGUUACACGCCGAGCCCGAAUACGUUGCACCAUCCACUCUUCCUUCAGUUCCUGCCAUCACACUUCCAGAAACUGUCCUGCCCUAUUACCUCAGCCAGUCCUCCGACGGCUAUUGGUACAAAGUCGACCGCGCGUGGUCCUUGUAUGGCCGAGAAGCAGCCUCUGACGAAACAGGCGACACUUCAGCGAGCAUUACAAUACCCAUCGCGUCGUAUGCUGUGGCCUCCAUUCUCCCUACCGGCUGGGGCAACACUUCCAAACGCGGCUCGCUGUACAAGACACCACUCAUUGCAGCCUCUGCCGUUCUUCUUGCCGUCAUUAUCGUGGCGGGCAUCAUUUUCAUCACCAUCCAACGCCGCAAGACUUUGCGCAGACAAAAGCGCCACGACGCACGGGUUCGUCGCAAAGCACUCGCCGCGGCCGGUAUCACCGAGGAUGACAUGCGCAACGCAAACGAGGAGACUGAGCGCUUGUUCCGCGAGCGUCUCGCCGAGAUUGAGCGCAUGCACCAGGCCAAACGCCGCUCGGGUAAGACGAGCAAGAGUGUGCCCCAUGGCGGCAACACGACGAUUGUGCGCACCAAAGUGCGUGUUUGGCGUAAAGGUGUGCGGAGACGCAGGACAGCCCAGCACGGUGGCAACGACGAUUUGAAGGAACACUCUUCCCCCAACGGCGGCGCCUACACCUCUGCAAACUUGCUCCGUCGUCGCAGCUCCCUUACCUCGUCCAUCAUGACCCGCUCGGACGCCUCGUUGGCGACCACCGUUUCGUCAGUCGACUCCCACGACCACUCUCCACCCCGUGAUCAGUCGCCGCGCAUUCUACCGUCCACAGAGGAAAGUGCAACUGGAAGCGACAACCACACUGGUGCAUCGGACACGUUGGCGCAAACAACGUCGGCGUCGGAUGCGCCAUUGUCGCUCACGUCUUCGUCAGCCUCGAGUCCUCCGGCUGCGUCGGCGUCAUCGCCCACAGCAGCGUCCGGCGGACCGUCGACUGCCAUGCCGCACAUGCCGCCAGCGUAUCGACCAGCAUCCGUUCGCAGCAUGCAAGCAGGACCUUCCGUUCCGCCAGGUUCCAAUGCCGCCGCCGGUGCUUCGUCUGCCUCUUCUGCGGCUCUCGCAUCUGCUCUCUCCCCGGAGAAGGUCGCUGCGGCAGGCUUCUACCCUGCCCCGGCCACCGAGGAUGCAGAGGUCGCACAGGCCAUCGCCCACCGUGCAGACGCAAAGUCGCCGAUUAUCGUGCCUCCAGAGGAAGAACAGGAGCGCGAGCGACGGCACAUUGCCACAGACGACAAGCGCGAGCUGGAGCGAUUACGGCUGGGAGCAUCUGCUCCGCCAGUUGUGCGGACGGACAAUGCGGACUUUGGCGGCGGCGGUGGUGGUGGUGGUGACGGUGACGAAAGUGGAGGUCCGUCGGCGCCCAGCUUUCACGUCGAUGCUGGUGGCUUUGAGGUGUUCCCGCCCGAAGACGACGUCGACGGCGAGGCAGACGCUGGCCCAAGCCAUCCUGCCCAGUCUCCCGCGUCGCUACGUGUCAUUACGGGGAUCCCGGCACCGCCAGUGCGGGGCAAGCAGCGAAGCCUGUACACCUUUAGCAGUGCUCCGAGCAGCCCUGUCGGUGGUGGUGGUGGUGGUGGUGGUGGUGUAGGCAUGACGCCGUUGUCGCCUCUACCGUCUGCGCCUCCGGGCCAUGACCAGCUGUCUGUUCCCUCGGCGCCCCCAUUGCACGGCCACGACGACGACGCCGCCGACCGCACACCUUCCGCCCCACCGCUGCCCUCGGCGCCGCCGCCGCACGGGCACGACGAGGUUGUGCCCUCCGCCCCAGCAUUCGCGCCCGACGAUGACGGCCAGGGCCAUGAUCCCGAGCAUCACGCCGCAGACCACGGCACCGCCGACCACGACCUCGACCACGACCUCGACGCGGUGUCCCUGCAUCACAGUGUACCGGGCCCAGACCACCCGCACCACGACGCAGACAGCACCAGCCUCAGCGUCAGCGGACACCGGUUCUUGCCGCGGUACGAGCCGUGA